Pararge aegeria (speckled wood butterfly) is the source of this 1486-nucleotide messenger RNA. RefSeq lists its product as uncharacterized. The transcript has 5 exons. The record is from RefSeq and is a predicted model, not a curated record. Bases 30 to 1325 code for a protein of 431 amino acids. NCBI's taxonomy places the organism in Eukaryota, Metazoa, Arthropoda, Insecta, Lepidoptera, Nymphalidae. Gene Ontology annotation, molecular function: protein binding.
ACACCUGCCCUGUCUGGCCUUCCUUCAUCAUGAAGAAGAUCCUGAGGAAACUGCGAGAAAGAAUCACAUUCAAAGAUUUGCCGCCACCAUAUCGGGAAAAUGAAGUGGAAGCAAUUCAGCGAGAGAACUUCCAGCAGCAGAUUCCGGACCCGCCAUCAUGCGACGCUCUAGACUUGCUGGCAAAUUGCAAAAUAACGAGCGAACCUAACGACUCCGACACCCAGUCUGAGGUCGAAUACGCGGAAAUCGAAGAUAUGGGUGUGUGGCAUUCCACGCCAUUAUCACACAGACACAAGUCCAAAAUAUCCCUAACAUGGGUAUUGAAAGAGAACACAGACAAAGCUGAUAGGAAAAAGGAGGAGAAAAUAAAAGCUUUUUCUUACGAUAAGCCUGUUUCCAAAUGCUUUGAUAACAAAUAUGUUGCCAAAGAUAGAGUGGCUGGCCGUAAUGAAUAUUAUCAUAAUCUAAGGUUUAAGAGCGCUUGCGAAGUCUUCGCGAACCACCAGGACUCUUGUUCGGACUCUAGCGUCGGGACUGAGGAGUUUGUGAGAAGGAAACACAGACACAGACAUCGGAGAAGAAAAAGGAACAGCAAAUUCGGAUACGACAUUAGAGAUUUGGACACAUUUCUAACCGAGGCCACAAUAGACCACCCGGGCAACAUUCCGGUAGUGAUAGCGUUCCCCACCACGCUGUAUCAGACGCAGAAAGACCUGCAACGCGAGCUGACUUUGCCUCUGGGCACGGUACUGAACGCGGUGUUCAAAAACCAGCAGUGGCUGUACGCGCAAACACCGCAUGGUGAUGAAGGCUACGUGCUUUAUAGCGCAUGCUUGCCUUUGGGAAUAUUGCCUAGUAGGUCAUCCCUUCAAAAGAAAACACCUUGCUGGGAAAGCAGUACAGAUAUCUACCCGCGGCCCUGCAGUAACCUCACAGACAGCGAAAAAGAGCAUCUACGAGGCAGGACUCGAUCGGAAAGCCGGCACCGUCCGAGAACUAGACAAACCAAAACAACCUGCGCAGAAAAGGACUUUGAUAGCCUGUAUUUAAAAACUAAAUCCGUUUGCUCGAAUCUUGAUAGUGGAUAUAAAGAUAGUUCGGUCGACUUUAAACCGAAGUUGCAAAGACAGACUCUGUUGGUUGUGAAUUGUGAUUAUAAUGGUAGUUUUUUAAAUAGAACGUUGUCGGUGAAAAAGGGUGAAGUGGUCGUGCUAAUACAGGGCGGGGGAGAGACUGAUGUGGACUUGGAAUGGUUUUAUGUGAGACGGAAGGACGGAAACCAGGGAUUUAUUCCGGCAGCUAUUGCUGGGCAUGGGUAUAUUUGAAUUACUUAAGACUGUUUCUCAUUUCAAAACUUUUUGUGUUAUCACAGUAAAUUAAUAAAUGCUGUACGGGAACACACGUGCGUAACAGAACACUCACACAGAUGCAAACCUUUACUAGGCCCCAAAGCUAUUAUAUACAAAGUGUAAAUGAAAACCGAAAU